CUCUGUCUUUCUCUCCUAUCCUAACCAACAUGGCCGCUAAGUCGGAUGGAGCAGCGGUGUCUGUGGAAGAUGACAACACGCCCAGGAGCCUCUCGGAGCCGGGGAACCCCGCCGCCCGGCCCCGCUGCACCGCCGCCGGCGGGAAGCCCUACACCCUGCUGGACUGCUGCUGGGUGCUCUGCGCCCUGCUCGUCUUUUUCUCCGACGGCGCGACCGACCUGUGGCUGGCUGCCGACUACUACCUGAGAGGCGAAAACUGGUGGUUCGGCUUGACGCUCGUCUUUGUCGUGGUGCCCUCGGCUGUCGUGCAGGUGCUGAGUUUCAGGUGGUUCGUGUACGACUACGCGGAGCUGAGCGGCGGGGAAGGAGGAGCAGCGAGCUGCAGCGGGAGCGGAACAGCGGCAGGCGGAGCAGCCGCGGCGGGAGACGGCACUCUAAGCACCAAGGACAGCGACCAGCGCGGCGGGAGCGCGGUGGCGGUGAACGCCGCGAAUGUUACACCGGUGUACGCGUCCUCUGCCCCGCCAGCGACGGCGGGGAGAGUCGGGACCCCCUGGAGGUGCUGCACCGUCUGUAUGUGGGUCUUUCAGACCGUGCUUCACGUCCUGCACCUGGGGCAAGUGUGGAGAUACAUCCACGCCCUCUACCUGGGUGCCAAGAGCCGCUGGAACAGCAACGGGCCCCGCCGCCAGUUCCACUGGAGGCUGAUGUUUGAGAGCGCUGACAUCACCAUGCUCCGCCUCCUGGAGGCCUUCCUGAAGUCGGCUCCACAGCUCGUUCUGCAGCUGAGCAUCAUGGUCCAUGAAAGCGGUGUUCUGCCUCUGCAAGGUCUAUCUGCCUCGGCCUCCUUGGUCUCACUGGCCUGGAUGAUCGCCUCCUACCAGAAGGUCCUCCGUGACUCCCGUGACGACAAGCUGCCCAUGUCCUACAAGGCCGUGAUCGCCCAGAUGCUGUGGCACUUCUUCACGAUUGGGGCGAGGACCGUGGCCUUUGCUCUCUUCGCCUCCGUCUUCCAGCUCUACUUCGGCAUAUUCAUCGUCAGCCACUGGUGUGUCAUGACCUUUUGGAUUAUCCAAGGUGAGACUGACUUCUGCAUGUCCAAGUGGGAGGAGAUCAUCUACAACAUGGUGGUGGGCAUCAUUUACAUCUUCUGCUGGUUCAAUGUCAAAGAGGGCCCCAGCCGUUUCCGUAUGACUGUCUACUACUCUGUGACACUGGCUGAGAACGUGGCGCUGACUGCCGCCUGGUACACCUACCGUGACCCACAAACGGCCGAUUCUUCUGCCCUGGUGGUUGUAUGUCUGGUGGCCUGCAGCUUUGCCCUGGGAACCUUCUUCAUGUUGGUGUACUACUGCUGGCUGCACCCAGAUGGGCCUGUUCUAGGCUCACAGUGGGGAGGAUGUGUUGACGAGGGCGUGGUAGGUUCAGGAGGGGUGGCGGGAGUGAUUGAUGCUUGCCUUACUCCAUCACAAGGAUCCCAAACGGAUAUAGUCAUUACCAGUCCUCCAAGGACUCUGCCCAGGACUAAAGACACAGGGGAGCCAGUUCCCGGGGAGCGAGAAAGGGACAGGGAGAGGGACAGAGACAGUUGCCUGCCUGUCUUCCAGGUACGUCCCUCCCCAUCCUCCUCUCCUGCACUCCUUCACAGGACCUCCUCGUCAUCUCGUGCACAUGAGGGACCCGUGAUCCGGAUCGACCUCCCGAGAAAGCGAUACCCAGCAUGGGAUGCGCACUUUAUCGAUCGACGUCUGCGCAAGACCAUUCUGCUUCUGGAGACCACAUCAGGCAUCAGCCCCCGGAUACAGUACAGGAGCAGCAUGAUGGGCAGCAAAGAGGUAUUGGAAUAUGAGACAACUGUUUAAGCCAACAGUGGCUUUUAAACUUAUAAACGCAGUCUGGGACCAAGGCUCAGCCUGAGAUCAGUUCUCAUCCCAGGACUAUCUACGCCAAGAGAAGCACGAAAAGAAGAUGCUGUGUGUCGGGCAGCACUUUGAGAGGCUGUCAAAACUUGAUUGUAAAAUGUGAAGCGCAAUCUGGGACCAAAGCAGUCCGGGAGUAAGUAGCAUGAAUGAGCCAUGGGAAGUCAGCGGAGUAAUGCUGAACUGGGAUAAUCUUCGAAUUUUUUUUUCUAAAAGUUUUGAGGGAAGGAAAAUAUCCCUCAUCCUGGGACCAAGGUGUGUUAGAUUUUGUUUUAUCCUGCACGGUCAGUACAAGAAGUAAAAUAAUUUGCAAGAAAUUAAGUUGUGAAGUUUGAGAUAAUUGAGAAGCGGUCGGCUGCAUGAACUUGAGCCUUUGACCCAAGAAAGACAACAGAGACUUUCCGAGGAAUGUUUAGGAAACUAGAAAUGCAUGGGACAUGCAAUCAGUUUGGUUCGGUGUGAUUUGGUUUUGUAAAGUCGGGACUUAAAUUGAAAAAAGUCAUUUUCCAGUCCUUCGUCAGACAUUUGGUAACAAAGAUAUCUUGCUUUGCAUCCAAAAAAUAGACCUUUUUUAACAUCGCAAUCACCAACUCAUUGCGAACUUGUUAUGUUUCAUACUUUGAGAAUCACAGUAACAUGGAAGAACACAUGCAUAUAAAGUCGUGCAUUUCUUUUAGCAAGAAUAAAACACAACAAUAUUUGCUAAUUUGUGUCCAAUUAUGACACCAAAAGGUUGCAUGUCCCUCACAACCAUCCGUCAGUCGUGUCCCAAAAGAAACGUAAUCUUGUACGCUUGGCUCCGAUCUCAUGCGACCACGAUGAUGGAAAUGUAGGCCUGACAUCUACAUGUGAUAUAUUCACUCAUCCAUAUGUGUUAUGAUAGCAGCCAUAGCAAAAGUCUCCCUGUUUACAUCCCAGCUGCGCUGUCAAUGCCCGACACGAGAAAGGACUCGUCUGGAAAAAAUAAAUCAGGACUAAAUGUGAGGAUGUGAAAGUGGGCAACUUCUGCCAUGGCUCCCACCAUAUGGCAUGCUGUAACUCACCACAAACAGGCCUGUGAUGUACAGUUGAAUAAAUACAGAUGUCAGAUAUAAGCUGUUAUAAUAAGCUGUAGUUAGACGAAUGACUUUUGAGUGAAAAAGCUUCAUUUUCUUGUGAAAUUCUAAAUCUCAUCCAAAGUUUUUCAGAACUCGUAACAUGUAGAAUAUGAAGGUUUCCACAAACAACAUUUUUCAAAGAAAACAGUGAGAAAUUACUCUUUACGGUAUCAACACUACUUUGCUGAAUACAUUUAACAGUGAAUAACAGACAUUUGCUCAAAGCAAACUGAAUACGAACAAUUAAAGAUGCAAAGCACCUUCAUGUUUUAUUAAGCUAGCUAGUCAGCAUUAGGUGCCGUUUCUUCUCAGAAACAAGAUGUUGGCAAGGGUCGAGUGAAAGGUGGCGCUGUUUACAAAAUAAAUCCACAAUCAGGUCUUUGAUUUAAAGAUUUCUGAAGAUUUGAAUUCAGACUGAUGUCUGCAUAAGAAUAAGAAGAAUCUGAAAUCUGGAAGCAGAUGCUUUUGUUUUCUGUUUGUAGUCAAUUUGUAGUCCUGUUGGUCUUCUAUUAAAUUAGCACAGGGCCUUGGUUGCAUACAGGUAAACAGUCUGUCCAUAGACCAAAUAAGGGAUUGAAUUUUGGCAAAUGCAAUCUCAAAACAAUCAGUUCUAAAAUUAAUCUGCAAUAGUAAACAAAGACUUCUGGACAGAGCAGGAAAUCCUGGCUCAGAUAUCCAUUAGCUGCUGCUCUGGAUAUCCUUAUGUACCCCUGCCCCCAAAGGCUGAUAGAUUUGCAGUACGUUUGUUGAAUAGAAAGGAAAAGCAGAUUGGCAUAGAAAUUCUCUUUGCACCUUUAAACUCUUGUUGCGAUGACCUGCAGCAGGAAGAUACACCUUGAACAUAUCCAGCAGAGCUGAUCAGUAAGCAGCUUCAGAGGUCGAAGUUUAAAUGCUGCUGCUCCCAGGUGUGGAUGUGUUGAUAUUAAUUAGAAGCUGCUGGAUGCUGAAAGAAUCACGCAGGGUCAGCAACACCACCCAAAGGAAGAACAGUUAAAAGGAAAUAUAGUAUGCUUUGAUGCAAUAUAAAAUAGUUGCAUCAAAGCCAGCAUUUGUCCUCUUGCAUUUUACACAACAGCUUUCUCUCCGGCAGCCUCUCUUUGAAGUUCUUUUCAAAGACGUUCUUUCUCCUUUUACUUAAAAGCCUUUAGGGUUAGUCUGUGCAUUUAAGGUGAUCUGAUCUUUAUGGCCAUCCCAGAAAUACUUCAACCUAUGCUGUGGUUUUAUUUUAAGGAUAGCUGAUGUAGAAAACAUUACAUUAUGUGACCCAGAUGCAUAUUAAGAAGUAUGUUGAUGAAAGCGCUUUUCAAAAUGCAUUUAGUGCACCAUGCAGUGAUGAAGACUAGCUGCUCAUGAUGCCAGUUUAACUGAUUUAUUAACCUUAGGACUUGGAAUUGGAAGAUCUUUAAAAUAAUAAUAAUACAAUUUAUGAAGUGAUGCUAGAUAUUGACUGGGGAUGGCACAAAACAAAACAAAACCAAGGCACUCUGUUUUCAAGUACAACGAUGAUUUAUUCUACAAGCUUUCUGGCAAAGUCAGACAAUAUGUGUUGACUUUAAGUCUUCAUCAGAGUCUAACGAACACGUGAUUCGUCAACUUCACACCAAAUACAAGCAUUUGUAUUUGAAACAUAAACCCCAUAGAUGUUUGUGCACUUGCUCUGGUUUGACAAGUCUUCAGGGGAUCUAUAUUUAUGGCUAACAGCCACAAGCACAAAAAACUACUUGUAUGGCACAAAUGUCACAGUAAAUACCACAUUAAACAGCCACGAAUUUGUGCCAACAUUUAGACUGUAGUCCUUCAAAAAGCUCACCUGACAGAUUAUAUCCGGAAAACAUAACUUGUAAUUAGAUUACAAGUAGACAGGAGCAGUGUGCCCUUUACUUUUGGAGUUUCUUCCUGCUUCUGUUUCCAGUGUGGCUUCAAUUCAACUGUAUGCCGAUUGUACACAAGUUUAUUGUAAUGUCUUGCAGAAAUAAGCGUAGGAAAAAUUACAGUCUCUUGUGUACUUUAGGUCAGUUGGUAGAGCAAAUCGCUACGAGCAGCUUAUAUACUUGCUUUUUAGCAAUCAUGGUUAAUGAUGUACUUUGUGGUUACAUAUCCUGUAUUAGACAAAUAAGAGCCAAAUCAUCCCUGGCCAGUACCUGAAUAACAUCCUCUAGCACACCCAGUUUCUCUAAGCUUUUGCUGUGGUCUGUUUAAUCUGCUGCUACUCAUACUUCACUACCACACAAUGUUUGUUUGGAUCUUGUGGAUGUGCUGCGACUAUAAGACUGUGUAUAAAAAAUGAAUGGCUGUCGUCAUCUUUGCCUUUUGCGACCUGAGGUCCCGAGCCACGGUAGAUCUGUCUUAUGGGAAACUGGUCCAAGCACUUCGCUUCGGUCGGCUGCUUUAGAAUGAA
Molecule: messenger RNA, 5414 nt
Organism: Maylandia zebra (zebra mbuna)
Lineage: Eukaryota; Metazoa; Chordata; Actinopteri; Cichliformes; Cichlidae
Gene: xkr7b
Product: XK, Kell blood group complex subunit-related family, member 7b
Biological process (GO): engulfment of apoptotic cell; phosphatidylserine exposure on apoptotic cell surface; apoptotic process involved in development
Cellular component (GO): plasma membrane
Source: RefSeq, a predicted model, not a curated record